Molecule: messenger RNA, 7002 nt
Organism: Dreissena polymorpha
Lineage: Eukaryota; Metazoa; Mollusca; Bivalvia; Myida; Dreissenidae
Product: TBC1 domain family member 2B-like
Exons: 20
Coding region: 8-3154 (1048 amino acids)
Source: RefSeq, a predicted model, not a curated record
AACAAAGAUGGAAGAAGGAGGAGUAAAACAGGAACUUUUACCGGAUAAACUAGUGUUUCCUGUUUUAAAAGAAAAUGACAAUGCACAGUCCGGUAAUGAUAGUCUUUCAAAUACAAUUUUAGAUCAAAUCGAUCCCAGACAAGGCGAUACUACUCUUUCCAAGAGCGGAAGCGAAGAAAAAGACUCGAAAUGCAAUCAGGAAAUAAAUUUAAGUGGCUGGUUGAAAUACAGAACAAAAACAAUUGGAGGGCUUAAAAGUACUUGGCAGCAUCGAUGGUUUGAGUUUUCGGAUGAAACGUGCAAACUCUACUUCUACAGAGAUCCUUUAGACCUUGCGUCCCUUGGGGAGAUUUCUAUAGCAACAGCAUCAUUUGAUUUUGAUGCUAGCAAUGUUGAGCGACAAGGGAUUUUUCAGAUUAAGGCUGACGGAAAAGAUUAUUUCCUUGAUGCAAGUACACGCAAAAACAUGUUCUACUGGUUGCAAACAUUACAAAUGAAAAGACGAGAGUUCAAUUUGUCGCGGCAUUGUGUCUCCAGUAACAGCCUUGUGCACAGGCGGAAAAAGAAAACCAGUAAUAUUGGAGGUCUGCUAUCGAAAGACAUGGGGUCAACAAGUAUGGCAUAUGAACCUGUAAUAGACAUGACCAGUGACUUUCCAGAAAUCUGUGUACCUGAUGGUGAUCCAGACAGCAGCCAAAGCAGCCUUAGCUCCCUACCAGGGGCCUCUGGAAGGGACAAGUCCUCUUUAUGGCCCCUUAUGAGUAUCACCAAACGGUGGGGAUUUACAGGUCGACAGAGAGAUGAAAACCAGAACACAAGCAGCUUCUACUGUGAGUUGCACCCAGAUUUGCAUAAUGAUCAUCUUAGUGUAUCAACAUCUAGCCUGGAGUCAACAGAAAGCAACAGUAUUUCUAGCCAGGGUUUUUCUACUGGGGACAAAAUAAGAUCUAGUUCACAGAUAUCUAACCUCAGUGUGGAGUCAGAUUCUAAAAAUUAUCCAAUAACCCCAAGUGUAAAAUUGCCAACAAGUGCUGAUUUGACCUCUGUUGCUGAAACUGACGGCAAGAAAAUGGAAGCAGGCAGUAAAACAUCAUGGGUUAUUGUUGAUAAUACACCAGAAACAGUGACUUACAACAACAAUAGUGCCAUUAAUAGCAAGCAAAAGAAUGAAGGUCAAAAGGGAGAAAAUUCAAAAGCUAAGAAAUUUUUGACAAGCUUAACUAGGAAAAUAAAGCAGCCAGUGAGCACCAAUGCAGGUUACCAGUUACAGACGGGUACCAGCACAGCCAUGCAGAAGGAUGUCGCGGAUUUGGAGGAGGAGCUCAAAGCAAACAGAGAAAUCAUCACUUUACUGCAGGAAAAUCUGAGUCGUCUUACCUAUGAACAGCAGCUAAGUAAUUGCAUUGCAACUGCCACAGAAGAUGAAAAGGCAGCAAUGAUAUUGGAACAGAGUGAGCGGACACAAGCUCUUAGCAAGGAGAAGAAAGUUCUGGAAGAGAUUACUAACAGUCUUCAAGACCAGUUGGCAGAAAGCAAGAGCCAAUGCGCCGAGCUGGAAAAGAAAAUUAGUUCUGUGGAACUAGAGCUUAAAGCAAGUCAUGAGCAGGUGUCCAUGUAUGAUGAGAUGCUACAUGCCAAAAAUGAUAUCAUCAAGGCUUUAAGAGACCAGCUUGACUCUGAAAAUAAGGAACGAAUUAAAUACAAGGACAUGUGCCUGGGCUAUGAAUUGCAGCACAAGUUCCUCACAAAAGAAAUCCUUGAGUUGAAUGACCUCCGGAAAGAUGACCUUGCCAGGGAGCAAAAACUAACAAUGGACAAUGCCAAACUGCGUGCCAAGUACUAUCAGAUCAAGAGCAAGUAUUUUGUGGUUCUGAAGCAGCAGAAGGAACAGAGUCCUCUCAGAGGGGCAGGCCUGGAGGAAGGUCAGGAGGUCGUCACACAGUUGCUGCAUGACGCCCUUGAAUUUGAUACUGACGACCAUGAGAUGAGACUCACUGGAAGUUUAGAGGAGUAUGAUCGCUAUGGUUUCUCAAGGAAACACUAUAUGGAUGAGGCAGAGGAUUGGGAAGAAGACUCCCUGGGUAACAAGGCUGCGGUCCUUGAAAGACAGUCAGAGGAACUCAGCACUCAGGUCAAGGAUGCGGACCACAAUGCAUCACUGCGAGUAAAGUGGGAGAACUACAUGGUGGGUCGAGGAGGGAAGUUACAGAAGUCAGUGGAGCUGAAGAACCUUAUCAGACAAGGGGUGCCCCACCUGUACAGGGAAGAGGUCUGGAAAGGGUGCAUUCAACUACAUGUUGGGGAUAUCCAAGAAAAGAAUGGAGAUGGGUAUUACCAGGCCCUUUUGCAGAGGAAGGCACAGUCUAGAGGCUUGGAUCUUGCAAUGAAACAGAUUGAACUUGAUUUACUGAGGACACUUCCCAACAACAGGCACUAUGAAUCGAUAGAGUCCGAGGGAAUUCUGAAACUUCGACGCGUGCUUCUUGCAUUCAGUGAAUAUAACAGGCUCAUAGGAUACUGUCAGGGUUUAAAUCGCCUUGCCGCCAUAGCCCUGCUGUUUCUGAAUGAGGAGGAUGCCUUCUGGUGCCUCGUUGCAAUUGUUGAGCACAUUCUUCCCCCUGAGUACUUCAGCACCACCCUAAUGGCAGCGCAGGCUGAUCAGCGUGUGUUGAAGGACCUUGUGAAGGACAAGUUACCCAGUGUGCACCAGAAGCUGGAGGCCAAUCAGGUGGACCUGUCCCUGUUCACCUUCAACUGGUUCCUCACCGUGUUCGUAGACAACAUACCCACUGAGAUGUUCUUGCGUAUCUGGGACACUUUCCUUUAUGAGGGAAGCAAGGUAUUGUUCCGGUUUGCCACUGCCUUCCUCAAGCAUUGUGAGACUGAAAUCCUGCAACAGCAAGACGGCCUGGAUCUUAAUAGACUCCUGCGGAAAAUAGGGGAAAAAAUGACCAACGUGAACCAGAUAUCAUAUUACGCAUUCAACUGGAUCAACCCUUUCUCCAUGAGAUUCCUUGCCAACAAGCGACAGCAGCAUAUGCAGGACAUCAAGAUGGAGUUAACAGAAUUGGACAAAUUACGCAAAAGUAUAAAAAGAGAGAAGUCAGUAAGACGGCAGGAAGAAUACUUAAGUGAAGAUGACCUUGACAGUUGAGGCGUUGUUUCUAUAGCAACUGUGUUACCAUAGAGAUAUUAGUAUGCCGUAUUGCAACAAAAAAUACAUGUAGCAUUUUUUGAGGCCUUCAUGCAAUAUUUGAUGUUAAGGACAUAUGCCAGACAGUGUGCCAACUGUAGAACUAUUUAUGGCAUGGCCAUUUAAAUAGGAUCGAUGGAAUCAAAAACCAAACAAUCCCAAUCCAAUGGUGAAAUUAAAAAGUUUGAUUUGUUAUAUACUUAUCAACUAAAUUUUGUAAGUAUAAGACUUUUUCUAUUUCAAAAAGCGUAUUCCAUAAAAGAUAUUUUACUGACAAAACAGGGUUACAUGAAAUGUAAUUAUAAUUUUAUUUGAUUAAUGAGAUUUUACUUGUUUUACGUUUGAGUGUUUAUUAAUAUUCUGGAAAGGGAAUUAAAAAAAAAAUGACAAUGAUAAUGAAAUCCUACACAUUUAGAAAACGUACAAUUGAUCCCUGUUAUUUGAUCACAUAUGCUAAUUUAUUAGCUCAUUUUAACACAUAGUGCUAAUGGGAGCUGUUAGCAAAUUUUGACAUCCCCCGUUCGUUAUCUUUUUCUUUAACAUCUUCUAUUCCUUGACAGGUUUUUAGGAAAUACUUGGUUUACCCUCUUAGUUGAUUAAAAUAAGUCCUGUAAAUUACGUGUGUAGGUCUCAGGAGGUUAAAAUAAAUUUUAAAAAUGUAAACUUUACAAAUCUUCUAAUCUUAAUUCCCAAGGAUCAAGGCUUUGAUAUUUGGUGUGUUACAUUGAAGUUUGCUUAAGUUUGGCGAUGUCUGGUGUGCAUCAUCAAAUUUUAGCUGGUUCCAGUCUUAAUGUCACACUUUCAUCCAAUCUUGAUGAAACCAGGUGGAAUGUUAUCUGGAAAAUAUCUAGGUCAGAAUGAAAUUCGGCCAUGUGUGCCCAAAAACUAGGUCAAUAUGUCAAAACUUACAAAAAAACGUGUGACCACUUUAGAGGUCACAUUUAUCCAAAUAACAGAGGGAGUUUUAUUGUGCAAUGUGCUCAGGCAAUUGUUUUUCAUUUAGUCUUUUAGGUAAAUUACCCCAACAAGGUUAGAGGCCACCUUUAUGACUUAAUGAAACUUGGUCAGAAUGUUUAUUUUGACUCCAUCUUCUCCAAGUUUACAUCUUGGUCAAGUGUGACCAAAAACUAGGUUACCAGGUGAAUUCUUGUUCACACUCAAAAGGCCUCUUAAGGAAGCUUGGUCAGAAUGUGUAUCUUGACAAUAUCUAGUAAUAACUGGCUCCCCUCCUCAAAGGUCAAGGUCACAUGAAAAGGUCAAAAGUCAAAGAUUGCCAUAAAGUCCUGUCUCCGCAAUAACUUUGCCAUUUAUGAAUUUAUUUUUAAAUAACUUUAAGAAAGUUCAAGCCAUUAUAAGACAACAAGCUGCUUUUAAAAUUCAUCUUGCAAAAUAAUAGGUAAAGGUAACGCAUACGAGUUUAAAGAUCAAAUUGGCCAUAAAAAAGCUUGUUUGCACCAUAACAUUAUCAAUAUUCAUUUAAGAUAAAUUUUGAAUAAAUAAGCUUGUAACUUAUAAUGCGAAUGUGUUUAUAACGCUGUCUUGUUGCCUGGACCCUGUCAUCAGCGUUAUAUUGAAGUUACAGUAUACAUAUUAACCAUGUUAUGUACUAAAAUCUGAAAUUUGAUUGUUAAAAAAUACUUCCAUGACUAAAAUGUUUGGGUCUCAGUAGUCAGUGGUUUAUUGCCAUUUCUAAUAAUCUUUUAACAUACUUAGUACAUUAAAGUUAAAUGUAAUAGUUUCUUAAAGUGAAGACUGUAUUUCAUUAAAGUCAUAACAGUAAUAUGUACUGUGUUAUGUUACAAAUAUUUUCAGAAUGAGAUUUUCUAGUCCCAAAUGAGUGUUGCCAACAGUAUCCUGUGUUUGUAUUUUAUUAUUGUUUUUUGGUAAGCAAAUGUGCAAUACAUGUAUUUGUGUUUGUGUUUUUUAUGAGCAUGUUUUUAGUGUCGAUUUUUGUUUAAAUGGGAUGUAUUGCAUCUUGCCAUGUAUUACAGACUAUAUGUUUAAUUGUUGUUUAUGUUUUGUUUUUUCCUUUCUGAUGUUUUAAGACUUAUCACAUAUGUUCUCUAUUAGAUUUCUAUAAAUGAACCUGCAAUAUCAUGUUGUAUCGAGCAAUACCCUUUCACAGAUAAAUAAAGGUUCAACAACGGUACCAGAUUAUUUAUUUUUUAUUUUGAUUUAUACAUGUAAACAUAUUAUAUAAAGUAGGGAGGAAUCAAAUAUGUAGCCAUGUAUGUGUUUGUAAACAUGUUCUAUGCAAUAAGCCUCUUUAAUCAAACAGUAUCAGUUGAUAUUUGUGAAGAUAUUAUUGUUUACAUGUGAAGAUAAAAAAAAAAAUUAUAUGACAAAUAUAUUUAGCCCAAUUGGUGCAAAAAAGUACAAUGUGACAUUGAAAUAUGAAGGCACAUGGUACCAUUUUGCAGCAAUUGGGUGAUUUGUAAAAAAUGUAAUGACUUCUUAAGGCUUAAUUUUUUAGCUCACCUGUCACAAAGUGACAUGGUGAGCUUAUGUGACCGUAUGAUGUCCGGCGUCCGUAUGUGCGUGCGUGUGUGUGUGUGUGUGUGCGUCCGUCAACAAUUUGUUUGUGUAGACAGUAGAGGUCACAGUUUUCAUCCAAUCUUUAUGAAAUUUGGUCAGAUUGUUUAUCUUGAUGAAAUCUGGGUUUGGAUUGUAUUUGGGUCAUCUGGGGUCAAAAACUAGGUCACUAGGUCAAAAACUAGGUCAAAUAAUUGAAAAACCUUGUGUAGACUAUAGAGGUCGCAGUUGUCAUCAAAUUUUUAUCAAAUUUGGUCAGAAUGUUUAUCUUGAUGAAAUCUGGGUUGGGAUUGUAUUUGGGUCAUCUGAGAUCAAAAACUAGGUCACUAGGUCAAAAUCUAGGUCAAAUAAUAGAAAAAACCUUGUGUAGACAAUAGAGGUCGCAGUUUUCAUCCAAUCUUUAUGAAAUUUAGUCAGAAUGUUUAUAUUGAUGGAAUCUGGGUUGGGAUUGUAUUUGGGUCAUCUGGGGUCAAAAACUAGGUCACUUGGUCAAAAACUAGGCCUAAUAAGAGAAAAACCUUGUAUAGACAAUAGAGGUCGCAGUUUUCAUCCAAUCUUUAUGAAAUUUGGUCAGAAUGUUUAUCUUGAUGAAAUCUGGGCUGGGAUUGUAUUUGGGUCAUCUGGGAUCAAAAACUAGGUCACUAGGUCAAAAACUAGGUCAAAUAAUUGAAAAACAUUGUGUAGACAAUAGAGGUCGCAGUUUUCAUCCAAUCUUUAUGAAAUUUGGUCAGAUUGUUUAUCUUGAUGAAAUCUGGGUUGGGAUUGUAUUUGGGUCAUCUGGGGCCAAAAACUUGGUCAAUAGGUCAAAUAUUAGAAAAACCUUGUGUAGACAUUAGAGGUCACAGUUUUCAUCCAAUCUUUAUGAAAUUUGGUCAGAAUGUUUAUCUUGAUGAAAUCUGGGUUGGGAUUGUAUUUGGUUAGUCAGGUGAGCGAUUCAGGGCCAUCAUGGCCCUCUUGUUUACUGUAGAUACACUAAAACAAACAUCCAUAAGCUUCGUUUGGUUCUUUUAUGUAUAAAUAAAUGUAAAUCAAGUGUAAUUGCCUGUUGUUAUAAUACACAUAAAUUACAUAUGAAGUGCCAUUUGUUACAGAUGGUUUAACAUUACCAUCCAUGUCUUUGUGAUAUUUUAGUACACAAAUUAAAUAGUUAUACUUUAUAAAGGUAACUUUAUUUGUGUAUAUUUGUAUGUGUUUUUGUGUUAUUUAUCACAUCUUUCGUUCUGUGUGUUAAGUCUGUGAUUUUGUUUUCUUUGAUCAGUAAUAAAUCUUGUUACAAA